Maudiozyma barnettii is the source of this 2598-nucleotide messenger RNA. It is a transcript of the gene BUB1, whose product is annotated as protein kinase BUB1. The transcript has a single exon. Gene Ontology annotation, molecular function: protein kinase activity; ATP binding. The record is from RefSeq and is a predicted model, not a curated record. NCBI's taxonomy places the organism in Eukaryota, Fungi, Ascomycota, Saccharomycetes, Saccharomycetales, Saccharomycetaceae. Gene Ontology annotation, biological process: meiotic sister chromatid cohesion, centromeric; mitotic spindle assembly checkpoint signaling; protein phosphorylation. Bases 1 to 2598 code for a protein of 865 amino acids.
AUGCUAGAUGACCAGACGUAUUCUGCGACAAAAGUAGAAUUUGAACAACGGCUCUACCAUGACUUGGAAGAACUGGAUGAUCCGUUGGAGUUGUUUUUGGAAUACAUAUCCUGGUUGCAUCAAUACCAUCAGGACGGUGCUGAGCUGUCGCAGUUGUUGAGGCGGUGUAUCGACUAUACUUCUAGUAUAGACACUUAUUCAAACGAUCCACGGUUUUUGAAGAUAUGGCUAUGGUAUAUUCAGUCAUCGUUUGCAGCUGAUCCCAUGGCACAAUUAAAAGAAUUUGAUAAAAUGUUGAACUAUGAGAAUGGUUUGCGAUUAGCAUUAUGGUAUGAAGAAGUCGCUAAAGUAUUGCAUCAAUUGAAUCAUUUGGAUAGAUGUUUGAUGGUGUUGCAACACGGUAUUAAUAACAACGCAAGACCAAUGGUAAGAUUGAAACGGAUACUGGAAGAGUAUCAAUCGAUCGGCGCUACGGAUAACACGGAGCAUGAACUACUCUCAUUGCAUGAUUGUUUGACUGUUUCAAAGGAUCCUAUUUAUAAAAUUAUUGAAGUGGACGGGAGAAAACCUGAAAGAAUAGAUUGUAAUUUUGAUUUAUUAUAUACUGAGAAUGACGAGGAGUUUAAUGUCGAACAAUUGCUAGCUAAAGUAAGAGGUGUCUAUUAUCAUAAUCAUAAGCAAAAGAUUGACGUGUAUCAGGAUCUUACUGAGGAUCUUUCUUUACCAACUAGAUCUAAUACAAAACAUAAGAUAUAUGUGGAUACGACAGAGGAACUGACUCCAUUGAAAGUGAAAAAAAUGACAUUGACUGCUACAUCGAUGACUGCUUCCACCACUACUAACCAAAUUGUUAAUGAUCAAUAUACAAACGUCACUAGUACUUCCUUAUUACCUUUGAAAGAUGAUAUGUUAGAGAAGAAACCAACAAAAAAGGAUUCUGUAUUGACUCCACAUUCUCCUACCGUGACUAUGUUUUCAAAGGACGCAAUGGAUGACGUAUAUUCAAUGUUUAAUCAACAAGGACAACUCACACAGGAUGAUACAAUCUCCAAUACUACUACUACUACUACUAUUACUCGUAAUAACAACAACAACAAUACAACGAAUAGAUACGCUGUCUUUGAAGGAGACGGGUUUACACAGGAUUUUACUAGACCUAAUAUCGACGAUUUGACAGAAGUGAAACCGAAAAGUUUAUUACCGUCAUUCCAACAAUCUCAAUUGGAUAGUCAUGACAAUGACAUCGAUAACGUUACAACAGAAUAUAAAAGUACUUUACAAGAAUUCAUGACACCAAUACAAGAACAUACUGAACAUACUGAACACACUGAACAAAAUGAAUUCACAGAUAUAAAAUCUACUCAAAGUUCACCAUUUUUGACACAACCACCUUCGACAAUAAGAACUGCUCCUUCAAAACCAUUAGUAGUAGAACAUCCAUUGGAUUCAUCUUUAAGAAACCAAUUGUUAUUAACAAUCGAUCCACCAUUGGAUCAAUAUCAAACUUUUUAUAGAUAUAAUCAAUCAUUGAGAAUGAGCACAUUAUUGAAAAAAAUUCAUAAAUUAUCAAAGUCGGAAAACAAAAGUCCAAUUGUAGAUUUUAAAAAGACAGGAGAUUUAUAUUGUAUUAGAUCAGAAUUAGGUCAAGGUGGUUACGCUAUUGUAUAUUUAGCGGAAUCAAGUACAGGAAAUUUAAAGGCCUUAAAGAUCGAAAGACCUGCAAGUGUUUGGGAAUACUAUAUCAUGAAACAAAUAGAGACAAGGCUCUCUGGUCAACAAAUCUUGAAAUCAAUCAUUCAUGUUGACUCAUUACAUUAUUUCCUGGAUGAAAGUUAUUUAGUAUUAAAUUAUGCUAAUCAAGGUACGGUAUUAGAUUUAAUUAAUUCAGUAGAUAAUGAUACAAAGACUGUCGAUGAAUUGUUAUGCAUGUUUCUAACUAUAGAAUUAAUGAAAGUUAUCGAAUGUAUUCAUGAUAUUGGAAUCAUUCAUGGAGAUUUAAAACCUGAUAAUUGUAUGAUACGGUUUGAACCCAUUCUAACAAAUUUAAAUGAUAAUGAACAAGAAAGGCAAUCAUCACGAUUGGGACAUUAUAAUAGACACUCAAGGGAUGGUUGGAAUCAUAAAGGUAUAUAUUUAAUUGAUUUCGGUAGAUCCUUCGAUAUGAGCUUGUUUCCCCAAGGAACAACUUUUAAAUCUGAUUGGAAGACCGAUCAACAGGAUUGUAGUCAAAUGCGAUUAGGUAAAGAAUGGACAUUUGAAGCAGAUUAUUAUGGAUUAGCUGGUAUAAUCCACUCAUUAUUAUUUGGACAAUUCAUCGAUACCAUUAGAUUACCUAACAAUAAAUACAAAUUAAGAAAACCAUUCAAACGAUAUUGGCAUACUGAAAUAUGGGAAGAUAUUUUCAAUCUCUUAUUAAAUAGUGGAGAUAAUAAUUAUGGAGAAUUACCUGUUACAUCAAAAUUAAGGACUUUAAGACAAUCAUUAGAAAAUAUCUUGGAACAAGAUAGUAAUAGUGACAAAUUACGUAGAAUCGUAUUAGAUUUGGAGACUGAUUUAAUGUCGAAGGAUAAAACGAACGAGACUCAUAUCAACAAAUAA